AUGUCUAGCGACGCAUCCGCACGUCCUGCGCGGACACCGGUCUAUUUUCUUUCACAUGGAGGCCCAAACAUCAUGGAAGAGCCGGAUCACCCUGCCUACAAGAAACUACAGGACAUUGGCAAGGAAAUAACUAGCAAAGUCAAACCAAAAGCCGUUGUGAUAUUCUCCGCCCACUGGCAGAGCCGUAACAACGGCGUCCUCGUAAACACGGCGGAGAUCACUGAGCUGAUUUACGACUUCUACGGUUUCCCGGACUCGUACUACAAUGUCAAGUACCCGAAUGUGGGGAGCCGCGACAUAGCGCAGAAUGUCAUGUCUAAGCUCGAACAAGCCGGCGUCGGAUACACGCCGGUCUCCAGAGGCCUUGACCACGGCGCUUGGGUACCUCUCCUGCUAGCAUUUAACCCAGAAAAGAAUCCUUUGAACGUCCCAGUCGUGCAAAUUUCGCUGUUCAGACAAGAGGAUCCGAACGAGCAUUACCGUCUUGGAAAGGCCGUUGCUGCAUUGAGGGACGAAAACAUCCUGGUCAUUUGCUCGGGAAUGGCGGUGCAUAAUCUGCGAGACCUUUGGGCCUCAAUGGGCCAGUCUCAGCCAAUGCCAUAUGUCAAUAGCUUCGAUGAUGCAUUGAAAGAGGCGGCAACAACACAGCCAGACCAGAGACAGGAGGCAAUGGCAGCGCUUCUGAAGCGCGGAGACGCCAGACAGGCGCAUCCGACAUUUGAUCAUCUCCUGCCCAUCCACAUCGCCGCAGGCGCUGCAGAAGACGACGUCGGCACGCAACUCUUCACCAUGCCUGAAGGCAGCAUGAGCUGGGCCCAAUACCGGUUCGGAGAAGCCGUGGGUAACGCGACCCUUAGUGAAAAAUUGUAG
Messenger RNA from Aplosporella prunicola CBS 121167, 870 nucleotides. RefSeq lists its product as uncharacterized. Bases 1 to 870 code for a protein of 289 amino acids. Gene Ontology annotation, molecular function: zinc ion binding; ferrous iron binding; oxidoreductase activity, acting on single donors with incorporation of molecular oxygen. The record is from RefSeq and is a predicted model, not a curated record. Lineage: Eukaryota; Fungi; Ascomycota; Dothideomycetes; Botryosphaeriales; Aplosporellaceae. The transcript is spliced from 5 exons.